AAAAUAUAAUUCGAAAUGUCACAGAGAAAUUUCCAAUUUGUUCCAACGAGCUUUAGGCGAUUAGCCUUAAUCAGUAAAAAGCUUACUUGCAGGAUAGCAUUCAAAGAAGUUGAAAAAGGACUAUAUAUAAGUUCAUGUCAAGAUGAUGUCAGCAGUAAACCAAGGAGUUUUAGCUCAUAUGUCAGCCCAGCUGGCGUCACAUUUCACUUUGAUACACACAAGCUAAUCCUAAAACUUCAGGAGAAUGGGUUCUCUACACAACAAGCUGAAUCAGUGACGUCCUGUUUGGUGGAAAUCAUCAAUACAAGUAUCAGUGGAUUGGCCUCUAAUACUUUGUCUACUCUUGACAAGGAAAGACUGGAGAUGAAGUGGAAAUCAACAUAUGAUGAAGUUAGAAAUGAGAUGUUUCUUCUUGAAAAAAGCAAGUUUGCCCAAGUCAAGGAGGAGAAUGAGAAAUUGAAAGAAAAAGUAAAAUCAUUGGAGCAAUUUAUGCAGGAUGAGAUGCAAAAAAUGAAAGGAAGUAUUCGACUUGACAUGAGUCUCGAAAAAAGCAGGAGGAGCGAGGAGCUAGCAAUUCGCGACCAGCGCAUCAAGGACAAUGGCAAUAAGAUUGAGACAGAGAUCGCUAAACUUGGUACUCAAAUGGAAACCCAGAAAUUGGACCUUAUAAAAUACCUAGUCGGAAGCAUGGUUUCCUGUACCACUCUCAUGCUAGCCAUUUGGCGGAUUUUCAAGUCAUGACCGUGGGAGUGGGCAGCGGAAUUCCCGAAAAACAUGGCACCACAUGUGAACACGUGGUUCUUAGAGUGCAAACAGUAAAAGAUUAAUAAAACUAGAUUGCACUAUUUUGUACAAUCACUGAAUAGUGAAUUGUCAAUUUCACUCACAAAAUAGUGUGGCCGCUCAACCGAUACAGUGAGACAAAAGAAAGCCAAAGUCACGGUCCAAAUAUUCUACUAAAUAAUGGCGUUCCAGUUUUUGACAAAAACUAUUUUGACAAAAUUGUACAAAGUAGUACUAUUUACUAACUAAUCUUUCACGCUUUUAGAGCGGUUUUCAUUAACCCGUGAAACAAAGUGUGAUAGUCAAAGGGUAAUAGUCAGUAAAACACAAAAGAGAACAAUAGAAUCAGAUCAGAAAGUGCAAUAUGCUAAAGUGUAGUUGACGGGUUAAUUUUUAAGUUCAUCAAUAAGAAAUGGAAGGAAAAUUAAACGUGAUGUUAAGGCUGAUUUAGUCUCUUUAAUAAGACUAAGAAAAGGCAUGUUUACAAAAUAUACGGAUAAAUAAACUUUUUUUUCAGAACAA
Molecule: messenger RNA, 1305 nt
Organism: Nematostella vectensis (starlet sea anemone)
Lineage: Eukaryota; Metazoa; Cnidaria; Anthozoa; Actiniaria; Edwardsiidae
Product: mitochondrial calcium uniporter regulator 1
Exons: 10
Coding region: 16-741 (241 amino acids)
Cellular component (GO): mitochondrion
Source: RefSeq, a predicted model, not a curated record